CAUUUAUGGGUAGGAGAACCGUCUAUAUAAGAGAGCUGCACUACGUCGUCCGGCGAACAAAACGUUUGGUCCCGCUAAGUGCACGAUAAUCAUAGACAAGACGUAUAAACAACGCAAACAUACAUCAUGAAAUCUUUAACGCUAGUCUUGAUAGUAGGUCUGACCGUCGCGUUGGUGUCAGUCAAUGGCAGUCCAGCCGGUGACAAGAAGAUAGGCACUAGCCACAAGAUGAAGACGACCAGCACGACGACCACGCUGUCGCCAGCCCGUAAAUGCAAGUCCGAGUGCCCAGACGAUUACAACCCGAUUUGUGGAUCCGACGGGGCCAAAGUGAACUUGAGCUUCGGCAACAAGUGCGUCAUGGAGAAAUACAACUGCGAGCACAACACGAAACUCACGAUGAAAAUGGAAACCGAAUGCCCCAACAGCAAAGGCAUCCGUCUUGCUUAACUGCACACACGUCCUAAUCAACUACAGCACUGUGAAAUAUAUAUAAAAAAAAAAUGUUUAUAUAUAAUUUAUAAAUAGGUAUAUAUCGGCAAGCAGCACGUGCAGACAUCGACGAGGAUAAUGUACCGUUUGCAAGAGAAUUCGUCAAUUUAUUGAAUUUUUUUUUCCUCAGCAGAGCCGCCCACACACGUACACCGCACACACACACACACCUACACACACGCGCGAGCGGGUAUAAACCACCUAUCACAUACACACAAACACGUCAUGCUUACGUUAUUUUAAUAUUUUAUUAUCCAUCAAUUUGUAUUAUCACCUACCUAUUGUGUUAUUAUUGUAUUUCUUCGUCAGACUCCUUAUAAAAUUAUAGUAAUAUCUCGUGUACAUGAGGAUCGUACCUACGUAUAUAAUAAUAAUAAUAAUAAUAUAUAAAAUAAUUAUUUUAAC
Messenger RNA from Metopolophium dirhodum (rose-grain aphid), 897 nucleotides. RefSeq lists its product as uncharacterized. The coding region runs from base 127 to 450 and encodes 107 amino acids. NCBI's taxonomy places the organism in Eukaryota, Metazoa, Arthropoda, Insecta, Hemiptera, Aphididae. Gene Ontology annotation, molecular function: protein binding. The transcript has 3 exons. The record is from RefSeq and is a predicted model, not a curated record.